AUGAAGAGUGAGAUGGAAUCCCUAAGAAUUAACCAAACAUGGAAACUUGUUCCUAAACCUGCUAGUUGUUAUGUAGUGGACUGUAAGUGGCUGUUUAAGGUGAAACAAGAAUCUAAAAGUGUUAGGUUUAAGACUAGGUUAGUAGCUAAGGGAUUUACUCAAAAGGAGGGAAUUGAUUAUGCUGAAAUUUUUGCUCCUGUUGUCAAAUUCACUACUGUUAGAAUUAUACUUGCUUUAGUUGCUAAUUUUAAUCGGGAAUUAAAACAAAUGGAUGUAACUACUCCUUUCUUGCAUGCGGCUGUCAGGUACUCGAGUGGAUAUGGCCAACUCACUGAGCGCCAGCGGCCCUCCCUUCUGCUUGGACAAGUGAGGCGAGCUGCUGAAGGGGUAAAAGGUUAUAGGCUUUGGAAUAAGAGUGAACCGGGGUUUAAGGUAGUGAUAAGCAGAGACGUUGUCUUUAAUGAAAAUGAAUUUCCUUGUUUACCUUUACAUGUUCCUAUUCCUGAAAAUGAUGCUCCAAAUGAGGUGGAGCAAAAGCCUAUUAUUAAUCAACCCAAAUCAUUUCCUGAAGAAAAAUUGAAUGAUAUAAUUAUUGAAAAUCAAGAUGAGAUUAUUCCAAAUGAGGUGGAGCAUGAUAUGCAGGAAAUAGAUAACAUGCAUGAUUUGAAUGAUUAUCAACUCACUAGGGAUAGAAAUAAAAGAACCAUUAGGAAACCUGAAAGAUAUAGAGAUUGCAAUUUGAUUGAUUGUAAUAUGUCUGAGUUUGCCUUUAAUGUGUUUGAAUCCCUUGAGUGCAAUGAACCUAAGGCUUAA
This is a messenger RNA of Asparagus officinalis (garden asparagus), 813 nucleotides long. RefSeq lists its product as uncharacterized. Bases 1 to 813 code for a protein of 270 amino acids. The transcript is spliced from 3 exons. NCBI's taxonomy places the organism in Eukaryota, Viridiplantae, Streptophyta, Magnoliopsida, Asparagales, Asparagaceae. The record is from RefSeq and is a predicted model, not a curated record.